GCAGUUUCACUGUGCCUGUUCAAGUUGCUUCUGCUAGUGCCCAGUCAGCCAAACGGAGCUAGGAGAGGCUAAAGGAGUCACUGGUGAUGCAAGCAAUAUAUUACCAGCUCUGAUUAGCUUUUUUUUGAAGGAGGCCACUUGAAAUAAAGAUCCUUUUGUAGUAUGUACCAAAUUGUAAGGAAAAAGGAUCAGUAAUUUAAAGGCUAAAUCUACCAGGAAAAAUGCAGUUUCUCACUGGCUGAACCUGAAGACUACCGCUACUUUUCCUUUACGUGCCAAGCAGGAAGUUUCCUUUAGACAGUAGAUAUUUCUGCUCCAAUGGACAAAGCUCUUCACUUCAUGUUCUGUGUAAUUACAACCUUGCUGCUCCUGAGACAAUCAAGCCAGGCAGGAACUACAAGGAAUGGUGAUGCUGUGAGUAAGGGCACUGACUCAAGGGGACCAGAAGAGGGUCUUCCAACUCUGACUGUCACAACUAUCCUGGAAGAUCCUUACGUCAUGGUGAGAAGUGCCGAACUGGAGGGAUACUGCAUUGAUUUGCUGAAAGCUCUUUCUGCAAUGCUCCACUUCAGCUACAAGGUGAAGGUGGUGGGCGAUGGGCAAUACGGCGCCGUCUCUUCCAAUGGGAACUGGACAGGGAUGAUUGGUGAAAUUUUGAGACAGGAAGCAGACAUUGCAGUGGCUCCGCUGACAGUCACGUCAGCGAGGGAAGAGGUGAUCUCCUUCACCACACCGUUCCUGCAGACUGGGAUUGGAAUCUUGCUUCGAAAAGACACAGUCUCUCAGGAGAUGUCUUUCUUCCACUUCCUGGCUCCUUUCAGUAAGGAGACCUGGACUGGCCUUUUAUUUGCUUAUGUGCUGACCUGCUUCUGCCUCUUUCUUGUUGCCAGACUGAGCCCCUGUGAAUGGAACGAGCCAAAGAACGAAGAGAACCACUUUACCUUCUUAAACAGCCUCUGGUUUGGAGCAGGAGCACUUGCCCUGCAAGGUGUCACCCCUCGGCCCAAAGCGCUCUCGGUGCGGGUCAUCGCUGCUGUCUGGUGGCUGUUCACCAUCGCCUUGCUGGCUGCCUACAUCGCCAACUUCACUGCUCUGCUGAGCUCCGGCAGCGAGCAGCUCCCAAUCCAGACUUUUGAAGAUCUCGUGAAGCAAAGAAAGCUUGAGUUUGGGACACUGGACGGCUCCUCUACUUUCUACUUCUUCAAGAACUCCAAGAAUCCUACCCAUCAGAUGAUCUAUGAAUAUAUGGACAAGAGACGAGACCGUGUUUUAGUCAAAACCUACCAGGAGGCAGUUCAACGUGUGAUGGAAUCAAAUUAUGCCUUCAUUGGUGAAUCGAUCUCUCAGGACCUUGCAGCUGCCCGGCACUGCAAUUUGAUCAGGGCCCCCGAAGUUAUUGGAGCCAGAGGAUUUGGCAUUGCCACUACUCAGGCAUCCCCGUGGACUAAGAAGCUCUCCAUCGCCGUCCUCAAGCUGCGGGAAUCGGGUGAUCUCGACUACCUGCGCAACAAGUGGUGGGAGAGCAGCUGCCUUCACAAGAGCGGAGAGCGGUGGAGUCCCCUGCAGCCCCAGGCUCUGGGCGGGCUCUUCCUCACCCUGGCCGUCGGCCUCGCGCUGGGGGUGAUCGCGGCUGUGCUGGAGCUCUCCAAUCGGAGCAGGCACGCUGCCGGACACGUCAAGAAAUCUUGUUGCUCCGUUUUCACAGAAGAAAUGUGCACUCGUCUACGUAUAAAAGAAAAUACAAGACAAAGCCAGGAGACUUUAGGGAGGGCUAAUGCUUAAGAAUUUUUUGCUUAAGGAAUGGGCAUGUAUUAGGUUUAUACCAUAUAUAUUUCAUAGGAGCAAUGUAGAAAGAUGUUUUUCUGCAAGUCUAGAGUGUUAGUUUUCUAAUUACAAACACACACAGAGAGCACUUCUGGAUUGGCGGUGGAGCUGGAUACAGAAGAAAAUUAAAUGGCUUGGAAGAAUUUAAAUGGAUAAGGGGUAGAGUCUAACUGUUACUGGGAAGGGAGGUUAACAACUUGGUAAAAUAAAGUGGAGAUGGCUAA
Molecule: messenger RNA, 2048 nt
Organism: Tyto alba (common barn owl)
Lineage: Eukaryota; Metazoa; Chordata; Aves; Strigiformes; Tytonidae
Product: probable glutamate receptor
Exons: 12
Coding region: 319-1782 (487 amino acids)
Biological process (GO): monoatomic ion transport; modulation of chemical synaptic transmission; synaptic transmission, glutamatergic
Cellular component (GO): dendritic spine; postsynaptic membrane; AMPA glutamate receptor complex
Molecular function (GO): AMPA glutamate receptor activity; transmitter-gated monoatomic ion channel activity involved in regulation of postsynaptic membrane potential
Source: RefSeq, a predicted model, not a curated record